Messenger RNA from Naegleria gruberi, 1266 nucleotides. RefSeq lists its product as uncharacterized. The record is from RefSeq and is a predicted model, not a curated record. Lineage: Eukaryota; Heterolobosea; Eutetramitea; Acrasida; Naegleriidae. The transcript has a single exon. The coding region runs from base 1 to 1266 and encodes 421 amino acids.
AUGACACUUCCCUCGACGUGUCGAUGCAUUCGUGUAUUUUCGAGUUAUAAAUUGAAUAAGGUCAAGAUGAAACUAUUUGAGAAUCAAUUACAACAGAAAGUAUUGGAAAGUAAAUCUUCCAAUAUUGAGAUGGAAGUGAAGCAAGAGAUAGCUCUGGAAAAUGAAGUGAAUGAUAACAAUUUGGAAAGUGUGCCAGUGGAAAAGGUGGAAUCUUCUAAGAGUUUAUCUGAUCAGAGUGUUGUGGAUACUUAUAAUAUGGAAAUACCUGAUGAAAUACCAAGUAAUGCAGCUGUUGCCAACAAGAUGGAUUAUUCCUUGAUGAAAACUAAUUUUUCCAUGAAGUUUAAAAUCAAAACAUUACAAUUCUUGACCAGUUACAAAUUUGUGGCGGUUGUGUACAUUACUUGCUUUCUAUUCAAUACACUGUUAUGGCUCUUGAUGGCUGGUAUUGAAUUUGGAAUUGACAAGACUGGGAAAAAGUUUGAGAAUGGAGCUUCUCAAUUAUUUGUCUACCCUGGAAUGUUUGAAUUCAGAUUUGGAUGUGUUUUAACAAUUAAUGGGCUAAUAUUGGUGUCUUGCCUUACGCUGAUCUAUCUCAUUUUUGAAAUUGGUUCAAUAAUUCUAUUACUAAUGGCAGAUAGAGAUGCCUGGAAUAUCAAGACUGAAUCUAUUGUAAUUAUCAUUACGCAAGUAAUUGGAUUGGCGCUAUUUGUAAUUUUGGGUAAUAUUAAUGGAUAUAUUACAUUGGUUGAUUAUAUUAUUCCAUAUAGUUUAUUCCUAUUCGCUUUUGCAAGUUUGGAAAUUAUCAUUACAGUAUUGAGACCAAUUGCUUGGGAGAUUUAUUUGGACCGUUUCAAGAAGAAUAGGUCAGCACGUCUAGAUUCAACAGGUAAUCUAUCCAAUAACAAAGAUUCGCAAGUAGCAAGCAAUUUGGAAGAUGAGAAUUAUUAUCAGAAAUUGUUGGACUUUGCCAGACGAUGUUACUGUCCAGAAUCACUUCUCUGCUGGAAAUCUAUUCAACAAUACAAGAAGGAGAAUUAUCACAAUAAGAAAAUGGCAGCAGAGUUUAUUUUGGAACAAUUUCUAACAAUUGGUGCUCCUGCAGAAUUGAAUAUUGAAAAUGUUGAAUUGAGGAAACGAUUAAUCAUUUCAAAAAUUGAAUCUGAGGAAUAUUAUUUUGGAAAUGAUUUAUUUGAGGAGAUUGAAACUCAUUGUGUGAAUGACUUGGCUGAUUUAAUUAAUAGAUUUAAAUUUUCAAAUCAGUAA